Molecule: messenger RNA, 819 nt
Organism: Prunus armeniaca (apricot)
Lineage: Eukaryota; Viridiplantae; Streptophyta; Magnoliopsida; Rosales; Rosaceae
Source: the annotation of a GenBank genome assembly
AUGUUUGGAGAGAUUAGUUUGGAGUCUGAUUUUGCUCUCUUGGAGUCUAUUCGGCAACACCUUCUCGACGAUAAUUUCGAUACCGUUUUGGAAGAAUCGUCGCCGACAGGUUCAGGCAGCCCUCCUCCUAUGUUCUGCCGGAGUUUCAGUUUCAGUGCCCUUUUCUCGGCGGAGAGUUGGAGCGACAUGCCUCUGAAAGUGGACUACAAUAACGACGUGGUCGUUUACAGUGGUUCCACAGACAACGGAUGUAGUCCAUCAUCAGAUCACAGCCACAUUGAAGUUGUUGAGACCACACCCAUGAAACCGGAGCCUCAGGAGGUGGUUUUGGAAGGGAUAGAGGUGGUACGUGAAACUCACGCGCCGUCAUCGGGCAGGCACUUUCGAGGAGUGAGGAGGAGGCCGUGGGGGAAGUAUGCGGCGGAGAUUAGGGAUCCUAAGAAGAACGGGGCGAGAGUGUGGCUUGGGACCUAUGAGACGGCGGAGGAUGCGGCAUUGGCUUAUGACAAAGCCGCUUUUAAGAUGCGAGGCUCCAAAGCCAAGCUCAACUUCCCUCACCUUAUUGGCUCGGAGGGAUGCGAGCCGGUUAGAAUAACCCCAAAGCGGCGGGCACCGGAAUCUUCCUCUUCGUCUUCCUCUUCAGACAGUGGGUCGCCAAGGCCAAAAAGGAGAAACACCGGAGUUGGCUCGGUGGCUGGAGCCGAGUCGGGUAGCGAAAGCCUAGUAGAGAUGGUUGAGAUGAGCCAGCUAGCCGUUGUUGAUCAAUGGCUAAAUGAACUCAACACUACAGUCUUCCCCAUGCCACAUGAAACCAAUUAA